AUGGCUACGAAUGGAGAUUUCUCCGACGAGAGCCAGCCCGGUUCUCCCAUUCUCGACGGCAACAAUGGCCAAGAUUUCGCCGACCAGGAGCCUCUCGACAAGCCCAAGUCCGCCAUGAAGAAGGCUGCUCCCAUUCCCCAGAAGCCGCGCCCUGAGCUCCCCGAGCAGCCCGAACCCAGCGCCCUGGACCUCUCAAAAUUGACACCUCUGAGCCCCGAAAUUAUCGCCCGCCAAGCCACAAUCAACGUUGGAACCAUCGGUCACGUCGCUCACGGAAAGAGUACAGUCGUCAAGGCUCUGUCGACUGUGCAGACCGUUCGUUUCAAGAACGAAUUGGAGCGCAACAUUACCAUCAAGCUUGGUUACGCCAACGCCAAGGUCUACAAGUGUGACAACCCUGCCUGCCCUCGGCCGACCUGCUACAGGAGUUAUGGUAGUGAGAAGGAGAUUGACCCACCUUGUGAGCGUGAGGGCUGUGAGGGCCGCUACCGCCUGAAGGCUCACAUCAGUUUCGUCGAUUGCCCUGGUCACGAUAUUCUCAUGUCUACUAUGUUGUCUGGAGCUGCUGUCAUGGAUGCCUGUUUGUUGCUUAUUGCUGGUAACGAAACUUGCCCGCAACCGCAAACCUCAGAGCACUUGGCUGCUAUUGAGAUCAUGAAGCUGAAGCACAUGGUCAUUCUGCAGAACAAGGUCGAUCUGAUGCGCGAGGAGGCCGCUCUCCAGCACUAUCAGUCUAUCCUGAAGUUUAUCCGUGGUACCGUGGCCGACGGAUCGCCUAUUAUUCCUAUCUCAGCCCAGCUGAAGUACAACGUGGAUGCUGUUUGCGAGGCCUUGAUUUCUCGCAUUCCUGUUCCUAUUCGUGACUUUACUGCUCAGCCCCACAUGAUGGUUAUUCGUUCCUUCGAUGUUAACAAGCCCGGUGCCGAGAUCGACGAGCUGAAGGGUGGUGUUGCUGGUGGUUCCAUCUUGACUGGUGUUAUCAAGCUCGGAGAUGAGAUUGAGAUUCGCCCUGGUCUCGUGACCAAGGACGAGGAUGGCAAAGUCCAGUGUCGUCCCAUCUUUUCCCGUAUCGAGACUCUCUUUGCCGAGCAAAACCCCCUCAAGCUCGCUGUUCCCGGUGGUCUUAUUGGUGUUGGAACUCUCAUUGAUCCUACCCUCUGCCGUGCUGAUCGUCUCGUUGGUUUCGUUCUGGGUCACCGUGGCCAACUUCCUUCCAUUUACACCGAGAUUGAGGUCAACUACUUCUUGCUUCGUCGCCUCCUGGGUGUCAAGUCUGCCGAUGGAAAGCAGGCUAAGGUCGCCAAGCUGGCUAAGAACGAGGUCCUGAUGGUGAACAUUGGAAGUUCCGCAGCGGGAGCCCGAGUAUUGGGUGUCAAGGCUGAUGCUGCUAAGCUGGCCCUGACCAGCCCUGCAUGCACAGAGAUCGGCGAGAAGAUUGCCAUCAGCCGAAGAAUCGACAAGCACUGGCGACUUAUCGGUUGGGCCUCCAUUUUGGCCGGAAAUGUCUUGGAGCCCGUCCAGCAGUAA
Molecule: messenger RNA, 1527 nt
Organism: Penicillium malachiteum
Lineage: Eukaryota; Fungi; Ascomycota; Eurotiomycetes; Eurotiales; Aspergillaceae
Product: translation initiation factor eIF2 subunit gamma
Exons: 3
Coding region: 1-1527 (508 amino acids)
Biological process (GO): formation of translation preinitiation complex; positive regulation of translational fidelity
Cellular component (GO): cytosol; eukaryotic translation initiation factor 2 complex
Molecular function (GO): translation initiation factor activity; GTP binding; tRNA binding
Source: RefSeq, a predicted model, not a curated record